AGUAGUAUUCACGUCAUUGACACAUUUGGUAUUCUUCUCGAGUAUACGGACAGGAGUAAUUUGGAGAAAUUCAUACAAUGUGUCCCACCUCCAUCAUCGGACAUGGACCUGCUUCAACUCUGGGGACAGCUUCUCCAGCUAAGCGACGCGUUGUAUUCACUUCCCAGAAUUCCAAUUCUGGGAAAGGAGAAACAGUGUGGGGAGGGGCAUCAAGAUAUCAAACCAAGCAAUGUUUUGGCUGCAUCAGGAACCAUUCCGUCUCCCUAUGAGAUACAUUUUAAGCUCGCAGACUUUAGCCUAAAUCAUUUCAAGAUAGAAAAGCCCUCAGUAGAGGAAAUUGUGGACUGGGACAGUUACGGAACUCGCAUCUAUGGGCCACUCGAAUGCUACAUGGAAGAUGACAUUUCGAAUAAAUCUCAUGGGAGAAGUAGUCAGGCCGUUGGCGUCUGGUCUCUCGGGUGUAUCUACAGAGAAGCGAUGGCUUGGACUUAA
This is a messenger RNA of Talaromyces proteolyticus, 492 nucleotides long. RefSeq lists its product as uncharacterized. Gene Ontology annotation, molecular function: protein kinase activity; ATP binding. Lineage: Eukaryota; Fungi; Ascomycota; Eurotiomycetes; Eurotiales; Trichocomaceae. The coding region runs from base 103 to 492 and encodes 129 amino acids. Gene Ontology annotation, biological process: protein phosphorylation. The transcript is spliced from 3 exons. The record is from RefSeq and is a predicted model, not a curated record.